UAACCUUUACUUCAUGUGCGUCGCCAUCUUGUAGUAUUUCUUGAGCAAUGUUCAUGUUAAGUGUGUGAAAAGAACGUUGCCAGCAACGCAAAAGAAUUAUCGAAAAUGUACAACAAUAUUGGCUUGCAGACGGCCCGUGGCUCGGGAACAAAUGGUUAUGUUCAACGGAACUUAUCUUUGUUACGUAGCAGGAAAGAAAAAGUCGAGUACCAUACGAAUGAAGACCUCGCCAAACUAGAACAGAUGAACACGAAAAAACCCAACCAAGAGAUCUUGGAGCACGAAAGAAAGCGACAGAUUGAACUCAAGUGUAUGGAACUGCAAGAUCUCAUGGAAGAGCAGGGAUACACUGACAGUGAAAUUGAAAGCAAGGUGGAGGAGCUGCGAAAUAUCCUUUCUGAACAAGCAGGCAUUGCAUCUAAAGACAAUAAAGAAGGAAAAUCCACUGUUACGGAAACACAUCAAAUGGCUGAAGCAAAUGAAGAGAAGAAUGCUAAAAUGAAAGAAGCUCUUGGAAUCAAGAAAGAUUACAAAGAUGGUUCGUCAUUUGACCAGGAAUUAAAGGCAGCUCAAAGAGCAGCGACGCAGUUGGCUUGGGAAGCCAAACAGAAAGAACUGGAAGAGCAAAAAGAAAAAGAAGAGAUCAAAAGUGCAAAGGAGGAGUCGCCCCCAAAGAAGAAAAAAAGAAAGCGUACUCCUGCAUCUGAGUCAUCAGGUGAAGGGAGUAACUCAGACAGCUCUGAAGAAGAUGGUGAAAAUGAUUCUUCACCUUCCCGGCGUAAAACUCAGAAAAAACGAAAACAACGGACACCAAAAGAAAGUUCAUCAGAGUCGGAGACAGAUAAAAGAAAAUCAAAGAAGACAAAAGGAGAGAAAGAAAAAAGAGACGAGUCUCGAGAGCGUUCUCGUAAAAAGAGCCCAGAGAGAAGUAGAAAGUCCCGAAGGGAAGAGAAAGAAGAAAAGGAAGUCAAACGAAAGAAGAAAUCAGUCAGCUCAGAAGAAGAAAAACCCCGAAGAAAACGAAGACAAGAUUCAGGAAGUCGAUCAGAGAGCGAAAGUCCUGGAAGACACAACAGGAAUAAUCAGCAGAAAGGGGAAAGAGAUCACAAAAGUAGAAAAGAAAAUCGCAGCCCGUCAACAGAUAAAGAAAAUGUUGCAAGAAAUCGACGCCAUAGAUCUGCUUCCUCCCCACAGAAAGCAAAGUCUUAUCAGCAAUAUAAUAAGCCCGACGAGAGAAAAGAAAGAGUCAUGCGGGAUGACCGUGUUAAUCGACGAGGCGAAGAACGUUAUAGACAGGAACGCGUCCGUGAGGAGCGUGAGGAGCGCGAUAAUCGUACACGUUAUGAUCGGUCACGUGCGGACCGGGGCAACUUGCCUGAUAACCAAGUGAGCGAAGGGCGAGGAAGGCGGAAGCGACAGUCCCCGGAGAAUGAUGUUCGUGAAAGACGGCAACGUCGUUCUGGGCGGUCGAGCUCUGCAGAGAAAUCCCCUGAAGUCACUAGGAAGCAGGGAAGACAGCGCAGUGCGCGAAGCCUGUCUGAAGAAAAGCGACCGAUACGACAUCAAGAACCUGGUGAAGAAAGGCCUGAAAGGAGGCGCCGGAGAUAUAGUACAAGCCCUGAACAAACAAGAGGUGCAGCUAGAAGAAGUGACUCUCGUGAGGCAGAAGGACAUCGUCGAACUCGACAAAGAGAAAACGUUGUCUCUAGAGAAGGCGAUAGACGGGAGGGUGGCCGAGUGGAACGUGCUGUCACUCCUAAAGAAAGGCAACGGAGACGGAGUUCUUCCAGAGAAGAGAGAAGAUCCCGAAAACACCGGUCUCCUUCAUCUGACGAUAGGCACCGCAUGGAGAACACGCGUAGAAGUCGCAAGCAAGAGCAGUCCGACAGUCUCUCUAAAGAAAGCCGCAGAAUGACCACAUCGUUCGCAUCACAGUCUCCGAUCAGAGAGAGUAGGCAGAGGAUUAGGUCACCUAGUGAAAAAGGCGAGACACCUCCGCCGAAACUGGCUGUGAAAAAAUUAGAAGUGGUGAGCGAGAAACCAAAGAAAGGAAAGCAAGUGACAAAAAGCAAACGAAAGGCCGAAGCUAGCUCAGAGGAGAGUUCUUCCAGUAGUUCGUCCGAGUCAGAGUCACAGUCAGAGUCCGAAGGCGAAUCCUCGGAAAGCAGCCCCGAGAGACCAUCCGCGCAGCCAAAACAGCGAUCACGUGCUGAAGCGAGUGUUACGGAAAGAACUCGGAAUAGCAGACCGUCAUCGUCACCUCGUAACACUAGACAGCAGUCCCCUUCCCCGUCACCUCGUAACACUAGACAACAGUCCCCUUCCCCGUCACCUCGUAAAGCUGCGUAUCAGUCUCCUUCCCCGUCACCUCGCAAUGCUAGACACCAGUCUCCUUCCCCGUCACCUCGUAAUGCUAGACACCAGUCUCCUUCCCCGUCACCUCGUAAUGCCAGACACCAGUCUCCACCAGUUCACUCUCCAAGUCCCAGUCCUUCUCCUGUGAAGCCAUCAAGACCGUCCCCAGACAGUGCGAUGCCUUCAAGACGGCGGAAAGCUAGCAGAAGCCCAAGUCCACCCCCUGUGCGUCGAAGGCCAGCUCCGAGCCCAGUUCGUGCUAGACUAACGAAUAGAAACCGAUCCAGAAGUAGGUCUGGCGGGAGAAAUGACAGAAAUAAAUCACCAAACCCCAAGGAAACAAGACAUCGUAGUCGUAGCCCGAGGGGUCCACUUCCCCUGCCAUCUCGUAGGCGUCAACCAUCCCGGAGUGUAACACCCCCAAGACCUGACAGAAUGCUCAGCUCAUCGCCUCCACGAAGACAACCUUCAAGAGGUUCCAAUCAACGCCGGAGAAGAAGUGAUAGUCGUAGUCCCAGACGUUCUCCACCCGUCCAGCCUCGGAGGCGUCAACCAUCCAGAAGUGCGACGCCACCGAGAACUAAAAGAAGCCCUAGCCCUCCCCCUGUCAGGAAACGCCGAUCAAGAAGCCCAGUUAAUGCCCGAGGCUCAAAUACGCGCCAAAGCAGAAGCCCUGCACGAAAUGCGAGUCACAGCCCUAGAAGUUCUCCACCCAAGCAAAUGCGUAGGCGUCAGCCACCAAGAAGUGUAACGCCUCCACCGAAUCGGCCUUCGCCGAGCCCAUCUCCCAAGAGACCCAGCCCUGUUCAGAGACGAAACAGAACUCCCAGUGCAUCGCCUGUCCGCAGAAGAAGCAAAGUGACGGAACGAGACCUUUCUCCUGUCCAGAGAAGAAGUCAAAGCUCCAGUGGAUCUGCGGAGAAGGGCCCUCGUGGACCUCCGUCUAGAAGAGUCCGUCAGGAGAAAAAUCAGGAUAAAGGUGAAGUGGCGAAGCCUAAACAAACUAAAACCACCGAGAACAAGUCCCGGAAGAAGAGCAGCGGCCAAAGCGGAAGUAGCUCUGAAAGUGACUGCAGUGAGAGUGAAAGUAGCAGCGACGACAGUAGCAGUGAGGAGGAGUCUGGAUCCGACAGCAGUAGCUCAAGUGACGACAAGCCAAGACGAUAGCGAGUUAAUACAAUGCUUGUUUGUGUGAUAGCUUAGAACUAACGGCUUGCACUCGGCAAAUGACAUUAAUAGGCGUAAAUGAGCAGGUUAAAGACAGUUUUCUUCUAACGUGCAGUGCUUGUACUUUAGGCGGCGUAAAUUCUCUUUUAAGUCUUCCGCCAGAGAUGAGCCCUCGGUUUUAGGCAGGAAUGUUACUUAGCAACGUGACGUAUGUUGUUAGAGACUAGUUGUCGUCACGAUUUCCUUAGUUCUCGUGCUAUUCUCUGAUUGGACUAUAAGAAUCGGAAAAUCUUCGUUUUAUACGAGGAUUUCUGUUUCCCUCGGUCUGUGCGCGCUCCAGUAAGAUACCGCCCUGAUAAGCCAGCUAAAGUCGCGGUUUUCUUAUCUUCCUCUCUCCUCUAUGAAGCUCUCGGACGCUUAUCGAAAUUUUCAGGUUUUCUCUUGUCAAUCUCCAUUAUUUACCAAGCGCAAUUUUUAUAGUUUUAUUUUUGACAAGAAACCGAGAGUCCGGCCUUCCUCAUUCACUUACAUUUAUUUUGGACUAUGGGUGGGUUUAUAUUUUAGAUUUCAUCAUUCCACGAGGGCACAAAAUUAAGGAUGAGCUCUUAUUCGAGUGAAUGUAAGUCGAUUAGCCUGGCCUAGCCGGAUAGUCCCAACCAGAAGUCGAUUAGCCCCCAUUUACGCUCUAAGAACGAGACUUCCCGUUGAGAGCUAUUCGACUUCUGGUUGGGAGCUAAACGGGGAUAUAAUUCAUGGUAGGCCACCCAUAUAGUCUCCCCGCAGUUUGCUUCUAUUUACUGCCGUUUGCUUGCGGUUAGCAUUUAAAUAUUGUGUUUAAUUGCAGUUGGCAUUUAUUUACUACUGUUUGCUUGCGGUUAACAUUUAAUUACUGCUGUUUGCUUGCGGUUAGCAUUUAAGGAGUAAAGGGGAAGGCGAU
Messenger RNA from Orbicella faveolata, 4459 nucleotides. RefSeq lists its product as uncharacterized. Lineage: Eukaryota; Metazoa; Cnidaria; Anthozoa; Scleractinia; Merulinidae. The record is from RefSeq and is a predicted model, not a curated record. Gene Ontology annotation, cellular component: nucleus.